Molecule: messenger RNA, 606 nt
Organism: Spirometra erinaceieuropaei
Lineage: Eukaryota; Metazoa; Platyhelminthes; Cestoda; Diphyllobothriidea; Diphyllobothriidae
Source: the annotation of a GenBank genome assembly
AUGCUAAUAGAAGCCAAGAGAUGGGUCCCAGGAUGCUGUCGUCAAGAAGGAGACAUUAUCGGUGGGACAACUGCUUCACUCGCCCGAUGUUUCGGAUUCCAGCUUGAACCCAUCAUCAGAGACGCAAGCGGAUACGGCCUGUUCCGGCGUCUCAAGUUUCUGACCGCUGAGACAGACCCCACGGUCUCUUCGUCAGCACGAUUCCUGGAGAAACUCAAGGGGGUAAGCCUACAUCCAAAUGAGGUCAUGAUACCUUUUGAUUUUACGUCCCUUUUUUCUAUUCCCCAGGACCUGGCGAUCGGAACAAUUGAGCUGCUUAAACAAAGCAAAUAUGAUGAAACGGAGAAUCGUCUUGGACACGCUCAAGUCCUUCAGCUCCUGAAGUCCCGGCUUAGGACGUACUUCACGUUCGACGGGACGAUCUACGAACAGGUUAAAGGCACACCAAUGGGUUCGCUGAUUUCGGGAUUCAUCGCCAAGGCGGUCCUGCAACGGUUAGAGUCACUGGUCUUCCAACACGACAGACCAAAAUACUGGGCCCGGUGUGUGGAUGAUACCUUUGUCGUUAUCGACCGGGAUCAACUGCUGCCAUUCAAGGUACUCUGA